CGAAGAAAAUAUUAUUAAUUAUAAGAAAGUUCCAUUAACUGUCUUAAUUCUUAAUUUCAUUACUUGUAUCUCCAAGAUCUUCUAUUAAUUUUAGUUACCUCUUAACUUAAUUUCAAAAUGUCUUCUGAUACUGCUCAAGUCAGUUCUUUACCAUUGCCACCGAUGCAAUACAUAAACUUUUAUACAGAUGAUAAUGUACGCAGAAAUCGUGCACCGCUUCCACCACGUCCUAUCCAUGAUUCUUAUUCAAUGUUUGGACAUGCCUUCAAUGCUGAUGAUACUAUAAUAAGAUCAUUAGAAAGCCAAGGCUUUCGUCGUUUAUAUCCUAUGCAUUUUGAAAGACGUCGUGAGCUAAAGAAAUUGAACCACUCCUUAUUAGUUAACUUUUUAGAUCUGUUAGAUUUACUAGUUCAUUGUCCAGAUUCGCCUAAGAGAGCUGAAAAAGUUGAAGACCUAAGCUUACUAUUCAUACACAUUCACCAUUUGCUGAAUGAGUUCAGGCCACAUCAAGCAAGAGAGACCCUUAGAGUUAUGAUGGAACUCCAAAAGAGGCAGCGGGUUGAGACAGCAAUGAGAUUUCAGAAACAUUUAGAUAAGGUACAAGACAUAUUACAGAAUGCACUCCAAAGUUUACCAGAUCAAAAUGAAAUUGAAUCAAACUUCAAAAUGCCAACUGAAAUAUUAGAACAAAUGGAUUGUAAUCCAAGUGCUAAUGCCAAAGUAGACUCUUGUUAUGAACUAGAUCUUAUAAUGUGUAAUAUAAUUGAUAAUAUGCGGUAAAUGCAACGCUACUAUUUUUAGA
Messenger RNA from Papilio machaon (common yellow swallowtail), 802 nucleotides. It is a transcript of the gene MED7, whose product is annotated as mediator of RNA polymerase II transcription subunit 7. Gene Ontology annotation, biological process: regulation of transcription by RNA polymerase II. Gene Ontology annotation, molecular function: transcription coregulator activity. The coding region runs from base 118 to 780 and encodes 220 amino acids. Lineage: Eukaryota; Metazoa; Arthropoda; Insecta; Lepidoptera; Papilionidae. Gene Ontology annotation, cellular component: mediator complex; core mediator complex. The record is from RefSeq and is a predicted model, not a curated record. The transcript is spliced from 3 exons.